Staurois parvus is the source of this 330-nucleotide messenger RNA. NCBI's taxonomy places the organism in Eukaryota, Metazoa, Chordata, Amphibia, Anura, Ranidae. The record is from the annotation of a GenBank genome assembly.
ACGAAUCAACAGAACCUCAUCAUCCAGUCCGCCAACUAUAACUAUGACAGAAGAUACUACCAGUGCCGGACCGGAACCAGCGAUCUCAGCGAACCCGUAACACUGAACGUCAAUAGAAAGGAUAUCGUACUGCAGAGACCUACCUCCAUAUACGAGGGAGACCCCCUGACCCUCAGAUGUCGGAGCAGAUCCUCAUUCAAAGUGAUCAACACCACGUUUUACAAGGAUGACAAGAAGAUCAAAUUUUCCACCUCCGACACGGAGCUCCAUAUCCAUAAAGUGGACAGAAGAGUCACCGGGACAUACAAAUGUGUUCAACGACUACAGUCA